AUGGCUGAUGGAAAGAUAGAGCUAAGCGAUGCUCGCCCAUCCAUUGCCCAGAUUGAAACACCCGAGUCAGCAGAAAUCUCAUCAAUCAGAUCUGAUCUCAAUAAAGUUCUCAAGCUUCUUGACACUGGAGCACGGAAACUUGGUGCUGAUCCCAAGUUGGACAAGGAAGGUCUCUGUUGGUAUCACACCCCAUUUGGUACACAGGCUUCAAAAUGUCGUCAACCCUGUACCUAUACCGCGCCGGGAAACGACAAGCCCGAUCACCAGUAGAGGCGCACGUGACUUGGGCUUGCUCAAGCCACCUGUUGUAUGUGACGGACAAACAUUCAAAAACUCGGUUUUGAAUUGAUACAGGUGCCGAGGUCAGUGUUUUCCCAGCUACACAACAUGACAAGCGGUAUUGCAGAAAGGGGGUUUCUCUGACCGCGGCUAACAAUUCGACAAUUCAUACCUAUAGCAAGCGUGAACUUUGCCUGGACCUUGGUCUUCACCGGCAGCUGAAAUGUUCUUUUCUCAUUGCAGAAGUGAACCAACCAAUUUUAGGUGCUUCCUGCGGUAUAUUCUGGUGUUGGUUGAUGUUGCCAACUCUUGUCUCGUAGAAGCAGCAACAUCAAUGAUUGUACCUGCACAGACCUCACCAUUCCGUUCCCUUUCUCUCAAUCGCAUAUCGCUAGCUAAACCCACCAAUGGGUUUGAUACCAUUUUUGCUGAGUUUCCAGUAGUCUGUAAACUCCGCGUCACCGAUCCAGCUGUUAAGCACAAUGUUGAGCACCAUAUUAUCGCGGCUGGACCGCCCACUUUUUGCGAAGGCUAAACCACUUUCUCCUGAAAAAUCCGCAACUGCAAAAACCGAGUUUGACUAGAUGCUGUCUUCUCACACGGUGUGCAAAUCAUAAAAUAACUGGGCAUCCCCACUUCAUAUGGUCCCAAAGUCGAACGGUGACUGGCGCCCCUAAACCAGACCCUGUGCCUCACGUUCAGGAUUUUUCUGCUCGCCUUGCUGGUUGUAAAAACUUAUCCAAGAUUGACCUGGUUCGUGCAUACCAUCAAAUUCCUGUUCCUCCUGAGGAUGUCUCUAAAACAGCAGUCAUUGCACAAUUCUGCCUUCUUGAGUUCAAACGUAUGCCAUAUGGACUGCGCAAUGCGGCCCAGACAUUCCAACAAUUCAUGGAUGAAGUCUGCCGUGACCUGGAAUUUGUGUUUGUAUUCAUUGACGACAUCCUGGUUUUCAGCACCACGCCCGAUCAACAUCGCCACCAUUAG
Molecule: messenger RNA, 1263 nt
Organism: Paramuricea clavata
Lineage: Eukaryota; Metazoa; Cnidaria; Anthozoa; Malacalcyonacea; Plexauridae
Source: the annotation of a GenBank genome assembly